This is a messenger RNA of Aricia agestis (brown argus), 1112 nucleotides long. RefSeq names its product WASH complex subunit 3 (gene CCDC53). The transcript is spliced from 4 exons. Bases 162 to 641 code for a protein of 159 amino acids. The record is from RefSeq and is a predicted model, not a curated record. Gene Ontology annotation, biological process: actin filament polymerization; exocytosis. Gene Ontology annotation, cellular component: WASH complex. NCBI's taxonomy places the organism in Eukaryota, Metazoa, Arthropoda, Insecta, Lepidoptera, Lycaenidae.
AUGGAUGUGAUUAACAAAAUAUGUUUGAUAUGUUUACAAAGUACCUAAAGCAUAUAUUUAUUGUGUAUCGUACUAUGUUUUACAAUUUCAUUAGAAAAAACACAAAAGAUAAUCAUUAUCAUUAGCAGGAACCCAUUCCUAUAAAAUAAAAUUUGGUAAAAAUGAGAGGUCAAGACACAGAGUCACUGGAUCUAACAAAGAUAGCAGCUCUACAACAAAAAAGAACUUUGGCAUUUGUUAAUCAUUAUACUUUGUCAACAAUACAGUUUAUCAAUAUCUUCGCUAAGGAAUGUGAAGAAAAAUUAAUGACCUUUGAAAGAAAAUUGGAAAAAAUUAAUGCAACUAUGGUUCUGCUAGAAGCUCGGCUUUCGUCAAUUCCAGAGAUAAACCCAAGCACUGAACCCACAAGCAAACAAGAAGUUAUCAGUGAUUCAUCUAAUGACAAUAAUAACAAUGAAUUAGAAGAUACAAAUCAUGAUAUAAAUCAUGCAGAACAAAAUCUGUCACAGACAGAAAUCAGCUCUGAAUAUGAAAGAUUUGUGAAAAUGGUUCAUGUUGGUGUUCCCAUUGAAGCAGUAAAAUUAAAAUUGUCCUUAGAAGGAUUAGAUGUACAUAUAUUUGAGCAAAUAUUAGGGAAAUAAGUUAGUAAACAACAGACACCUAAACUAUAAUAAAAAAACUGAGCAUCUCUAUAAUCAUGUAGCAAGAUAAUAAAUUUACUGGUUGAAAUAAAGUUAUAUAAUGACCAAACCAUUGCUCGUGAUGAUGGCAGGAAACCCAACGGUUUAACAUUAGUUCCAUGAGAAAGUGGGAGGUGCUUGGUGUUGGACGCAACAUGUGUCACACACUGGCGGCCUCCUAUUUACAUGGAAUAUCAGUGACUGCUGGUGCGGUGACCAGAGUGCUGGAGCGUAUUUUGGCCAGCUAUUAUACCUGGCUUUACAGCGGGGCAAUGUUGCCAGCAUUCUAGGAACUCUCCCUAAAUGCAGCAGCAUGGAUGAGAACCUAUUUUAUAUUUAAACUGUUUUGCUUUACUUUAUAUUGUACUAGUUUUUAUUGUAGUUUUACUUCAAAAUAUUUACACACUAAAAAUAUUUUUAAGUGUGUAAAUA